UUUGUGAGUGAAGUCAUGAGGUGUUGACGCAGAUCCUACUGCUGUGGUUCUUGAGGGCUACAUAUUCUUCGAAAAUGACGAAGACUGUGUUGAUCACAGGAGCAAGUGGACUGCUGGGAUCGCAAGUGCAAAAUGUCUUCAAUGUAGAUGGCUGGAAAGCUAUCGGCACAGGUCUCACUCGGGCCAGUCCACCAGAGAUCAUCAAAUUAGACAUACUUGACGCGAACGACAUCGAAAGAGUCCUGGACGAAAUCAAGCCUCAAGUUGUGGUGCACUGUGCCGCAAACCGCUUCCCAGACUCGUGCUCCGCCAACCCCUCAGCUGCCCAAGCACUCAACGUAGACUCCAGCGCAGCUCUAGCCUCGGCCGCCAUCUCCCGUGGUAUUUUUCUUAUCUACAUCUCCACAGACUACGUCUUCUCGGGCCGCAAAGGCGAAGCACCGUACUAUCCCACCUCCGCAACUGACCCACCAAACGUCUACGGUCAAACCAAACUCGACGGCGAGAAAGCCGUGCUGAGCGUAGUCGAAAGCAAAAACGCGAAGAACAAGGUCGUCGUGCUACGUGUCCCAGUGCUAUAUGGCAGCGCCAACGACCCCAAAGACUCCGCCGUCAACGUCCUCAUGUCGCAGCUCUGGGAAUCGCAAAAGAUCCAGUCUGGCCAGCCGAAGAUCAAGGUCGACGACUGGGCGCUGCGGUAUCCGACCAAUACUUCUGACGUGGGUCGCGUGUGCCGCGAUCUCGCUACGCUGUACUUGGAUCCUGCCAACAAAGACCGCGAGUUGCCGAGUGUGCUGCAAUUCAGCUCCGAGGAUCGAAUGACGAAGUGGGAGAUUGUCAAGGUCUUUGCGGAGAUUAUGGGCUUGCCACUUGACGGCAUGGAGCCUUUUGUGCCGGAGGACGAACCGGGAGAUGGGGUCAAGCGGCCGUAUGAUUGCCAUCUUGAUACGGGGGCUUUGAAAGACUUGGGAAUAAACGUUGGGACUGUCAAUUUUCAGUUUUGGUGGCGCAAAGAAGUCGGUGCGUUUCGUUAGCAGCAUCUGCGGGGGGCAGUCAAUCUUGGGUACAACAAUGUAUUAGACGUGUGCAACGGACGUUCCAAUUCAAGCUGUUGGGUAUU
Messenger RNA from Paraphaeosphaeria sporulosa, 1120 nucleotides. Its product is annotated as NAD(P)-binding protein. Lineage: Eukaryota; Fungi; Ascomycota; Dothideomycetes; Pleosporales; Didymosphaeriaceae. Gene Ontology annotation, molecular function: methionine adenosyltransferase regulator activity. Gene Ontology annotation, biological process: S-adenosylmethionine biosynthetic process. The record is from RefSeq and is a predicted model, not a curated record. Gene Ontology annotation, cellular component: methionine adenosyltransferase complex. The coding region runs from base 75 to 1034 and encodes 319 amino acids. The transcript is spliced from 5 exons.